CCGCCAUCCUCACCCGAAAAGUAUCGGUGAUUGAUGAGAGGUUGUGAAGGGUUCCCACCACCGUCCUUCGACAGAGCUUUCUCACAAAAAGACCAACAACGACGACGAUGACUUCAAUCUUCAGUAUUGCAUCGGUUGCCAACCCAUCAAGCCAUGGAGAUCAUGGUGUCGUUAGUACCAUGACGAACCGCCAUCUGGCUGAGGAGAACAACAAGCUCAAAGAACAGGUCGCCGAAGGAAAACGGAAGAUUCAGACACUGGCAAAGAAGCUCUCUGCCGCGAAUGCCGAUGUCGCUAGGAGUGUCCAGAGCGUAGCUGUAUAUGAUACUCUAGAGGGAAAAUACAACCAAUGCAUCAAAGAGCGCAACGAAGCGAGGUCCGAGUUGGCAAAAGCACACCAAGAGGAGCAGGAUCUAUGCUGGAUGGUGGCCAAGCUUCAAGAACAGAUGACGCAGAUGGAGAAGACUCAUAGCCUUCAAAUGGAAACUAGCCGUGAAAAGAGUGAAGCCCUCAAGGACUUGCUGGAGAGUGUAUCGGCUCAGGCAUCGGAAUUGACCGCCAGCAAAGAAGCUGUCGAGUCCGAGCUCAAGGCUACCCAGUCCAAAGCCCAGACUCUGCAGGAUAAUCUCACAGAAUCAAAGAACACGCAGAGAAAAUUGCUUGAGGAUGUGAAGCAACUUUCCGCAGAAAAGGUCGAGAUGAGUAAGAAAAUUUCCAUCUUGGGGGCCAACAUCCAGGCGAACGAGCAGCACCGAAAGCAAAUGGAAGCGAAGAGCGCCACACUGGCCUACGAGAGAAACACUCUCAGCCGAGAGCUCAACAAGGCAAAUAUGGAGUACAAGAAGCUGUUUGCCACCAAGCAGUCUCUUGCUACAACAGCAGGAGAGCGUAGCCAGACAAUUGAAGCUAUGCGGAAAUCGAUUCAGGCCAAAGAUUCUGAGAACGUGCGUGUUGUUUCCGAGUUGGAUAUGGUCUCUCAUUCUCACGAUAUGGCACUCUUGGAAAUUGAUGCCUUGAAGAAGGCUUUGAAUGAUACAGUCAAGACCUUGGAAAAGAAGGAGGUCGAAGCCAAGACGACUCAAGAACAACUCGAGUCAGAGAUCAUGAAGCUUUCGGAACAAAAGGGUAGCUUGGACAUGGAACUGGAGUCUUCCCGCCAGGAGGUGUCCAGUCUCAAGGACUGUGUUGCAGAUCGCGAGGAGAAAAUCAAGCAAGAACAAGAGAAGCUAGCUGCGUUGGGCUGCUCAGAGAAGAUUCAAGUGCUAAGUGGAGUUGGAAAGAUUUCCUUCACCGAAAGUCACUUCUGAGCUCUAGCCAGCACUCAGGUCGUAUGCUUGCUGAUACGGUACCAAGUAUUCAUUUAGUUUUAGUCGAUACAAUAGCUACAUAGAUGUUGCAUUAAAAAUGUU
Molecule: messenger RNA, 1409 nt
Organism: Seminavis robusta
Lineage: Eukaryota; Bacillariophyta; Bacillariophyceae; Naviculales; Naviculaceae
Source: the annotation of a GenBank genome assembly